AUGGGUCUCGUCGGCGGCUUCUGUCUCGGACUUCUGGCAAUCGUUCUCCCACCUCUCGCCUGCGCGGUAAGAACUGGCUGCGACCACCACUUCAUCAUCAACAUCAUUCUCACAAUCUGCGGCUGGAUCCCUGGAAUCUUACAUGCCUGGUACAUCAUUCUGCGCUUCCCUGAUGGCAAAGACGCCACCCGGCGCAGAGAGGCAGUAAGGCAAGGUCGUGCUCCGGUUGUGCAACAAGGAUACGGACAACCGGCUGCUGCUCAGGGCGUGUACUAUCCGCCUCCGCCACAGCAGGAGACCGGGUAUCGUUAUUAG
Messenger RNA from Aureobasidium pullulans EXF-150, 315 nucleotides. RefSeq names its product UPF0057-domain-containing protein. The transcript has 2 exons. NCBI's taxonomy places the organism in Eukaryota, Fungi, Ascomycota, Dothideomycetes, Dothideales, Saccotheciaceae. Gene Ontology annotation, cellular component: membrane. The record is from RefSeq and is a predicted model, not a curated record. Bases 1 to 315 code for a protein of 104 amino acids.